Patella vulgata (common limpet) is the source of this 2630-nucleotide messenger RNA. Its product is annotated as nuclear RNA export factor 1. Gene Ontology annotation, cellular component: cytoplasm; nucleus. The record is from RefSeq and is a predicted model, not a curated record. Gene Ontology annotation, biological process: poly(A)+ mRNA export from nucleus. Gene Ontology annotation, molecular function: protein binding; RNA binding. The coding region runs from base 98 to 1219 and encodes 373 amino acids. Lineage: Eukaryota; Metazoa; Mollusca; Gastropoda; Patellidae. The transcript is spliced from 11 exons.
UUGAUGACGUUUAACACAGCAUAAUAUGGCCGACUAAGCCAGGCAAGGUUGUGCGUUGGAUUGCGUACUAUCUGAAAAAUAACAAUAUUUUGCAAAAAUGAGUCGAUUUCGUAGUGACAACGAAUUCACAGUAACAACGGGUAGAGAUGGGCAUCGAUCAUUUAUUGAGCAUGAUGACCGAUGGGGACCAAGGUCACAGAGACAUCGUGGAGGCAGUGGUGGAGGGGGAGGUGGAGGGGGGAAAAUUAGAGGUGGUGGAGGAUAUGGAAGAAAUAAUUCUGGAAGAGGUAGUAGGGAGAUAUAUAGACCACCUAGUUAUGGUCGAGGACCAAGAGGUAUAAGUAAACGAGGUCGAGGUAAGAGUGUUACCUUUAAUCCCCGAUCUAGAUUAGACGUUGAUGGGGAUGAUGCAAUGGGAUCAGAGGAUAGAGGGUCUGGUAGACAGCGCUUUAAUCCAUACUCAGCAAGACCACCUAGUAGACGAGGUGGACGACGAUAUCCUUCAGAUAGAGAUAGAGAUAGAGGUAAUUCUUCAGGACAAGGUGGUGAUCACAGUACAUGGUGGAAAGUAACAAUACCUCAUGGUAAAAAAUGUGAGAAAGAUUUUCUUAUUAAAACGAUUCAGUCACUAAUAAGUUGUGGUUCAUUCACUCCUGUACAAUUUCAUUAUGAGAAUAAAAAUGCUGUUUUCUACUUGGAUGAUAGUAAUGUUGCUAAAGCAGUUAGAGCUACCACAAAUAAAGCAACUUUACCAAAUGGUUUUAAGAUGAUUGUAGUUGUCUCGCCAACAUCCCGUCCAUCAUUUGUACUAACAGAUGAGUCUAAAGUUAAGUUAAAAGAAGCUAUGAGUACUCGUUAUGACCCUACUACUAAAGUCUUAGAUCUCAAUACUUUACACAAAGAUACAAGCCUACAAGCAGAUGGACUGUAUAUGUCUUUAAAUAAAAUCAAUGUGAUGUCAGAAGUCAUUAAUAUCAUUAGAGAUAAUAUUCCAGAAUUAGUGUGUUUAAACCUCAGAUCAAAUAAAAUUCAUAGUUUGAAUGGAUUACAAGGGCUUGUUUCUGUUACACCACAUUUAACAAGCCUAGAUUUAUCAGAUAAUGAAUUAAAAACUAUUGAAGAGUUGGACAAAAUCAAGACAUGGAACUUAGAAAGCCUCAAGUUGGACCAUAAUGUUUUGUGUGAUUCAUUUAAAGAUAAAACAUCAUAUAUUAGGUAAUAAGUAGGCAUGUUGACUGAUGGUAUUGUUACCAUGCCAUGUGUUAUGAGUGGAGGAAGUUAUUGGAGUUGUGGUAUCGUUGUGUUGAUCACAUUUUAUCCAUUAACAAUGAAUUUUAGAUUACAAAUAAACUUUAGAAUAUGUCAUUCAAAUGAAUACAUUGCCAUAUUUACUAUAGUUUAAAGCUUGGGCACCUGAAAAGUGUUAUGGUAAAGGCUGUCUUUGACUUCGUCAUAGCAUGAUUAUAAGAAAUCCUAUCAUAUUUUGAACUUAUAUUUUACUAUCAUAAGAGUGUGUAUGAAAUUAUUUAUUAUAAACUGGAGAAAAAAUAUUAUGGAAUAUUAAACAAGUAAACUACCUUGUUUUACUAACAUAUCACAUAAUUAAGUACAUUUUCUCCACUGUAACUAAAAAAUACAGACAUUUUUGGGAUGGAAAUAUAAACAAGUAAUUUAGUGAGAUCCAUGUCUUCAAACUGAAGUUCAUGCCUUUACUAUAGAGUACAAUAUCUUUAUGAUCAUAGAAAUGUUUUUUUUUAACCACACAAUUCUAGAAUACUGUAUACAAAGGAGGAAUCUGUUGAUGGGAACAUUGAUUUACUGCAACAGAUUAUGAAUAAUUUUUGUGGAGGACGAGAGAGAAUGAUGGUAGAAGAAUCCCUGUGAAGAAGCCUAUGAUCUGAGUGUCUUGAUAUAAUUUGGCACCAUGACAGAUAAAAAAUAAAUCUGUAAUUGUUCCAAAUUAACUAUCGGUAGUGUCUUCAAGCAACGCGACAGUUAACCAAUGACGGGUAAGAUCUCUCAGAAGGAGGGACAACCUAAGACAGGUGCUGUCGGGGCUUGAGUUAUGUAGACACAAUGAUGAUCUUACUGAUUUUCUCUUAAUAUUGUGGACUGGUGGAAUUGUUCUGAUAGAAUGCAAUGGAUUUUUGAUAAAAAAAAAAAAAUCUCAAGGCUUAUUUAGAGCUAUAUCGAUAUGAUUUGUGCAGUAAUAAAGAUGAUACUCUGAUAUUUUUAGACAAAUUCCAUCCUCAUAUAUGUCUGUCUAAUUAUAUCUCUGAAUCGCAGAACAUCUCUGAUUGGACCUUUCUGUUAUUCAUUGUUCAUUAAAUUGUCUUUGAUAUGCAGAUUUUGUACAAACAUUUGAGAAAUUGAACUUAAUUAUUGUGUUAUUUCAGUAACAUUCAUGUUAAUAAAAAACAGACUAAUGAAAAUAUCGUAACUGUUUUGGUUAAAAUAUGUUUUUCCCCAGAUAUGCACUGUUAUGAUUGUAAAUCAAAGAUAGGAUAACUUUUUAUAUAAUACCAAUUCUAAAGUAUCAGAAUUGGAAGAUAACUAACACAAAUUAUAAUUGUUCACUUCAGUAUAUAUUUUUUUUCAGUGCAGUGAGAAAAAGAUUUAGCGACAUUGUA